AUGGCGUUUCUCGCCAUUGCCACAUUGCUGCCUCUCAUGUCGAUGCCGGUCGACGGAGCAUCAGCGGUCCGAUGCGGUGAGAGCUCUUCAUACUGCCCAGCUGAUAUGGCCUGCUGCACCUCGAAGUAUUCACCCUCCACUUACGGCUGCGAGGUGGCGAUCGGAAACUUGUCGGACGUGUCGGCUGGAUGCGGCGACGGACUUCCUAAAGGUGACACGCUUUGCUGCAAGAUGGGCCCAGCAGAGUCCCCCAGCAGAAGUUUGGCCAACGUUCUAGUCAUCGGCGAUUCUGUCUCCAUUGGGUACACGGGUCCAUUGGCAAAGCGGCUGUUUGAUGUUGCAAAGGUUCAACACGGUCCGUGGGACGUCUCAGAUGGCGGUGCACUUGACACGGCGUAUGGCGUUGGAUGCUUGGACAGGUGGCUGGUGACGCAGGCUCAGGAGAUGGUCCAAUGGGACCUGAUCACCUUCAAUUUCGGGCUCCAUGAUCUUACGAAUUCCUCACACUGCGAGGGGCUCUACGCGCAGCAGCUGGCCAACAUUACCAAGCGUUUGGUAGCCCUUAACACGAAGGUCAUGUUUGUCACAACCACCCCAUUCAUGCCUUUGCGGACCAAGGGCAACACAGUUGUGGAGGAUAUGAACACCAUGGCCCAGAAGCUGGCCGCAGAGUACAAUCUUCCAGUCAUCGACCUCUACCACACAGUCACUGGCGCAUGUGGUGCCGUGUACUCCAGCUGCUCCAUUUGUCGGACCAACCCGUGCAGCUACCAUUACAACGCAGAAGGCAUGUCACUGCAGGCAGCUUCCAUGGAGGCGGCUAUACGGCAGCACUUGGGUCCUCACGCGUCGCUGUUGACGGUGUGA
Molecule: messenger RNA, 867 nt
Organism: Symbiodinium natans
Lineage: Eukaryota; Dinophyceae; Suessiales; Symbiodiniaceae
Source: the annotation of a GenBank genome assembly